Molecule: messenger RNA, 1359 nt
Organism: Bombus terrestris (buff-tailed bumblebee)
Lineage: Eukaryota; Metazoa; Arthropoda; Insecta; Hymenoptera; Apidae
Product: THUMP domain-containing protein 1 homolog
Exons: 5
Coding region: 317-1279 (320 amino acids)
Biological process (GO): tRNA modification
Molecular function (GO): RNA binding
Source: RefSeq, a predicted model, not a curated record
UUGAUGCUAUUGUAAAUUUAGUUUACGAUUAUAUUUAUACAUACUAUGUACAAAUUACAUAGAAAUUAGUGUUGGAAAAUAAUUGGAAAUGACAUAUAGGUACAGUAAGAGGGCUCUUAGAUCGAAUGAUAUACGAAUAAGUUGAGUAUAUCUGUAUGUAAUUACAAACAUACCAAUAAACUAAAUCAUUUAAAAAGUAUAAUUAGUUUCAUAUUUUGAUUAAUUAAUGUGAAAAUAUUUUAUUAUAUAAAAGCGAAAUCUUUUUAUCUUCUAAAUAAAUAAAGUAAAAUCCAUAAUACAGGAGUUUCUAAUAACGAUGUACGUCCAAAAGCGAAAGAAAGAGAGUUACUUUCAUAAUCAUAAUUAUAACCAAAAAAGACGUAAACAAUUCAAUUUGGAACCAGGUAUAAAAGGUUUCUUAUGCACAUGCAAUUUUUCUGAAAAAGAAUGUAUACGCGAUGCGUAUAAAUUACUUAAUGAAUUUGCUGAUGAAAUUUAUGGACCAGUUACCACAAAGGACUUCGAUAAUGAUAAUUCCAAAGAAAAAUCUGAGAAAGAUGAUUCUGUGAAUGAGACAAAGAACAUUGAUAACGAAGAUGAUAUUUCAGUUGCAUUAAACAAACAAAUUAAUGAAUUAAAAGCAGAAUAUUCAAAGACAAUAAAUGCCAGAAGAUUCCAGGUAGUUGAUACUGGUGUGAAGAAUGUAAUUUUUAUAAAAAGUACUUUGACAAAUCCAUUAGAAUUAGUUACUAAAAUUAUUAGUGAAUUGGAUAACACGAAACAGCAACGCACAAGAUUUUUAUUAAGAUUACUUCCAAUUGAAGUUAUCUGUAAAGCCAAUAUGAAUGACAUUAAAUCUAAAGCAGAUGUAAUGUUUGAAAAAUAUUUUGCACAGGAACCAAAAACAUUUAGUAUUGUAUUCAAUCGCCAUAGUAACAAUAAUAUACACAGAGAUGAAGUAAUUAAAGACUUAGCAGAAAUAAUAAACAAAAAGAAUCCUGGAAAUAAAGCAGAUUUGAAAAAUCCAGAACUUGCUGUAAUUGUUGAAAUGAUACGUGGUUUCUGUCUUAUGUCUAUUGCUCCAAAUUACUAUAAAUUUAAAAAAUAUAAUUUACUAGAAAUAUGUAACAUCAAAGAACCCACAAAUACUAUAAAACAGAAGGAAGAAAAUGCCUCCAUCGAGGAAAAGAAAGUGACAAACCCUGAUAAAACAAAUAUAACAGAAGACAAACAUUUAAUGACAGAAAUAAUUCAUGACAACGAAGAAUCAAAAAAUUAAAUACGUAAAUAAUGUUAAUACUACUUCAUAAAUCUAUUAUUAUCUUAUAUCUACUAAUAAAAAGGAAGUGCUACAUUGUA